AUGUUCGGCACCGAGGGUUCAGCACCACGGGCCGUGCACGGCUCUACAACCUUAACCUAUAAGGGUCCAGAACCACAGGCCGUGCAGGGCUCUACAACCUUAACCUAUAAGGGCCCAGAACCACAGGCCGUGCACGGCUCUACAACCUUAACCUAUAAGGGCCCAGAACCACAGGCCGUGCACGGCUCUACAACCUUAACCUAUAAGGGUUCAGAACCACAGGCCGUGCACGGCUCUACAACCUUAACCUAUAAGGGUUCAGAACCACAGGCCGUGCACGGCUCUACAACCUUAACCUAUAAGGGUUCAGAACCACAGGCCGUGCACGGCUCUACAACCUUAACCUAUAAGGGCCCAGAACCACAGGCCGUGCACGGCUCUACAACCUUAACCUAUAAGGGCCCAGAACCACAGGCCGUGCACGGCUCUACAACCUUAACCUAUAAGGGUCCAGAACCACAGGCCGUGCACGGCUCUACAACCUUAACCUAUAAGGGUCCAGAACCACAGGCCGUGCACGGCUCUACAACCUUAACCUAUAAGGGUCCAGAACCACAGGCCGUGCACGGCUCUACAACCUUAACCUAUAAGGGUCCAGAACCACAGGCCGUGCACUGCUCUACAACCUUAACCUAUAAGGGUCCAGAACCACAGGCCGUGCACGGCUCUACAACCUUAACCUAUAAGGGUCCAGAACCACAGGCCGUGCACGGCUCUACAACCUUAACCUAUAAGGGUCCAGAACCACAGGCCGUGCAGGGCUCUACAACCUUAACCUAUAAGGGUCCAGAACCACAGGCCGUGCACGGCUCUACAACCUUAACCUAUAAGGGUCCAGAACCACAGGCUGUGCACGGCUCUACAACCUUAACCUAUAAGGGUUCAGAACCAUGGAGAACGCUGGAUUUAGGAUACAUCGCAACAAUCUCUCCUUCCUCCUGA
Messenger RNA from Oncorhynchus mykiss (rainbow trout), 942 nucleotides. NCBI's taxonomy places the organism in Eukaryota, Metazoa, Chordata, Actinopteri, Salmoniformes, Salmonidae. The record is from RefSeq and is a predicted model, not a curated record.